AUGAUAAAGAAGGGUCGGGACGUGAAGAAGUAUUGCAUGUUUCACAGAGAUGUUGGUCAUUACACCGAAGAAUGUGUUCAGCUAAAAGAGAACAUUGAGGAUCUUAUAAGGAAGGGACGAUUAUCCCAGUAUCGUACUCAGGCAGGUCCCAGCCGACAGCAAAAUUCACAGCCUAGGCAAACCGAGUACCAAAAGCAGGGGGAACAGUCAAUGCAAGAUGAUACUUACAGGAAGAAUCAUGCGGAAACGUUCAGACAGGGAGGUAAUCCGACAGGACGUAAAAUAACAAUCGACGUUAUCACGGGAGGGCCGGUAUACGGAGGUUCCGUAAGCGGGGCCAAGAAGAGUUUGUCGGAAUACCGGCACCUAGUGAACGCUUUAAGCGUAGAGGAACGACCUCGGCCUUCUUCCAUGCUUUCGAUAUCUUUCACGGAGGAGGAUGCUAAGGGAAUAGUUUACCCUCAUGAUGAUCCGUUGGUGCUGAUACUGACGGUAAAUGGAGAAGAUAUCAAACGGACACUCGUUGACGGCGGAAGUUCCGCAAAUAUUCUAUUUUCUAGGGCUUUUGAUGCCAUGAGGAUUGGCCGAAAAUACUUGACGCCAGUGUCCUAUCCCGUGAUAGGCUUCAACGGAUCGACGGUACGACCUGAAGGUAGCAUUGUUCUUCAGGUUCGAAUGGGAGAGGGUCCGGCAGUAAGAGAUGUCAUGGCAGAGUUUUUGGUGAUUGAUGUGCCAUCCGCUUACAACGCCAUUGUCGGUAGGCCUUUAAUUCAUGACGUGCAAGCUGUGGUGUCAACGUACCACUUAACCAUGGUAUAUGUAUCCAACGCGGGAACAACAGAGCGCGUACGGGGUAGUCAGACUAUGGCAAGGGAGUGUUAUGUAUCGGCACUGAAGCAACCAGGCCGACAGCCAGCUGGUGAACGGACACCAGCCAAGCGAGAACGAAUUCCUUCCACGCAUGACUUGGCUAUGGAAAAUUUUGAUACUAGGCCGGUAACUGCUCCACGUCCUUCCCCGGGAGGCGAGACUAUCGAGAUCGAGUUGCAGCCCGGAGUGCCCAGUAGGGUAGUGCGUGUGGGAUCCAAUAUGGAUGUCGACACGCGCUGCCAUUUGGUGGAAUUGUUGCGAGAAAGUGCUGACGUAUUCGCUUUCUCGGCGGACGAGAUGCUCGGGAUACAUCCCGACGUCAUAGUGCACAAGCUCAAUGUCGACAGGAGAGCAAGACCUGUUCGACAGAAAAAAAGGAACUUUUCAACAGAAAAAAUGGAGGCUAUUCAAUCAGAGGUGAACAAAUUGCUAGCGGCCGGUUUUAUCGAACCCUGCACAUAUCCCGAAUGGUUAGCGAAUGUGGUCAUGGUAAAGAAGCCGUCAGGGAAGUGGAGAAUGUGCGUGGACUUUACGGACUUGAACAGAGCCUGUCCGAAAGAUUGCUAUCCUUUGCCGAGGAUAGAUAGAUUGGUAGAUUCAACUUUCGGUCACGCGCUACUGAGCUUCAUGGACGCUUUCUCUGGGUAUCAUCAGGUCAGUUUAUAUGAGCCGGAUCGAACCAAGGCGGCAUUCAUUACCGAUUCCGGAGUUUUUUGUUACAGGGCUAUGCCGUUUGGAUUGAGAAAUGCAGGGGCCACAUAUCAGAAACUGGUCGACAAGGUAUUUGCGAACCAGAAAGGAAGGAAUGUAGAAGUGUACGUGGACGAUUCAAUUGUGAAAAGCCGUUUGGCUACGGAUCACGUCGCUGAUUUGAGAGAAACUUUUGAAACCCUUCGUCGCUACCGGAUGAAGUUAAACCCGGAGAAAUGUGUGUUCGGUGUCCGAUCAGGAAAGUUUCUCGGUUUCAUGGUGAGCGAAAGGGGUAUAGACGCUAACCCUGAUAAGAUUGAGGCGAUUCUUAGCUUGCCAGAACCAAAGUGUAUAAAAGAUAUACAAAAGCUCACCGGUCGAAUGGCUGUGUUAACAAGAUUCAUCAGCAAGUCAGCUGAUAAAGCGCUACCAUUCUUUGUAAUUUUGCGACAAAACAAGAUGUUUGAAUGGGGGAAGGACCAAUCUAAGGCGUUCCAGGCUGUGAAAAAUCAUUUGAGGUCCUUACCCACCAUCGUAAGGCCGGAACAAGGAGAAACGUUACAGCUUUAUAUCUCGGCCUCAGCAAAGACGGUAGCAGCGGUGCUCCUAGUAGAGCGGCAAAAGAUCCAACUACCAAUUUACUUCGUGAGCCACGUUUUAAAUGCUGCCGAGAGAAGGUAUCCGGUAGUAGAGAAGAUCGCGUAUGCAGUAGUUGUGGCUGCACGAAAAUUGCGUCCUUACUUUGAUGCGCAUGCAAUUGAUAUCUUAACGAAUCAGCCGUUAGAGAAAUCUUUGCAAAAGAUGGAAACGUCUGGCUGCUUGCUUAAAUGGGCGAUUGAAUUAUCUGAAUAUGUUAUUACAUAUAAGACAAGGGUAUUAAUCAAAGCCCAGGCUUUGUCUGACUUCAUUGUCGAAACAUCAUAUUAUGAAGAAGAGGAUGAUGCCGGCACAUGGAAGGUAUCAGUUGACGGUUCAUAUGCUUCAACCGACUCAGGGGUUGGGGUAAUUAUGAUCUCUCCCCAGGGAGAUGUGUUCGAGUAUGCCGUUAAGUUCAAGUUCAAAGUCUCGAACAAUGAGGCAGAAUAUGAAGCAGCGUUAGCAAGGAUACAGCUGUGCAUAUCUGCGGAAGCAAAGCGCAUUGAGAUGACAACUGACUCUCAAUUAGUGGCAAAUCAGUUUAACGGCACUUACGAAACUCGAGAGCCAAGUAUGACGACAUAUUUGGCAAAACUCAAGAGUGUUACUUCUGGUCUAGAAUACUUGGAAAUCAAGUUGGUUCCUCGGGCAAUGAACACAAGGCAGACGCCUUGGCUAAACUCGCAAGUUCAAGCUUCAAUGACUUAG
Messenger RNA from Chenopodium quinoa (quinoa), 2904 nucleotides. RefSeq lists its product as uncharacterized. The record is from RefSeq and is a predicted model, not a curated record. NCBI's taxonomy places the organism in Eukaryota, Viridiplantae, Streptophyta, Magnoliopsida, Caryophyllales, Amaranthaceae. Gene Ontology annotation, molecular function: RNA-DNA hybrid ribonuclease activity; nucleic acid binding. Bases 1 to 2904 code for a protein of 967 amino acids. The transcript has a single exon.